AUGAAUAUUCGAAUUCAAGCCCCUCCCUCAUCUUCUGCAUUUCGUCUUCCUCCGCUCUCCUCCAGUCCUUCGCGUUCUAACAAAGCCCCUCUGCUGUUGGCACGGGCGAUAUGGUGUUCUUCUUCUUGUUCCGCCAGAUGCUACUUGAGAUGGUCUGAUGAGGCAUCAUCUUUAUUGUCGAAGGGAACAAUCAGCAGGUGUUCAUCAGGGUUGGGAGCAUUGGUGACUUCUAGACCUCAAGAUGCACCCACUAGGCCACCUGUUGGUGACGAUAAAAUAGGAGUAUUGUUGCUGAACCUUGGAGGUCCAGAGACUCUUGAAGAUGUGCAGCCCUUCUUGUUCAACCUUUUUGCUGAUCCGGAUAUUAUUCGACUGCCAAGAUCGUUUGCUUUUCUGCAAAAGCCAUUGGCGCAAUUCAUAUCUUCUGCCAGAGCACCAAAGAGUAAGGAAGGGUACGCUUCAAUUGGUGGUGGUUCUCCUCUUCGACGGAUAACUGAUGCACAGGCAUGGCUUAUGGCAUAG
Messenger RNA from Ilex paraguariensis (yerba mate), 522 nucleotides. Lineage: Eukaryota; Viridiplantae; Streptophyta; Magnoliopsida; Aquifoliales; Aquifoliaceae. The record is from the annotation of a GenBank genome assembly.